This is a messenger RNA of Exaiptasia diaphana, 1755 nucleotides long. RefSeq lists its product as uncharacterized. The transcript has 5 exons. The record is from RefSeq and is a predicted model, not a curated record. Lineage: Eukaryota; Metazoa; Cnidaria; Anthozoa; Actiniaria; Aiptasiidae. The coding region runs from base 1 to 1755 and encodes 584 amino acids.
AUGGUAGAAAAAGUUAACAAUGUGUGCUUGGACGAUAGUCCCUAUCUAGCUCGAACGCUCGUCGUACCCAAAAAAGGGAAAGCCCUUGUUCGGUUGGCUAAUUUAAGUGAUAAAUCUAUAACGUUGAAAGCUAAUAAAGUAAUUGGCCGAUUUUACCACUUACAUCAGAACAGUGGUUCAGUAAGUGUAUUUGACGUGAAAUCGAGUCAAGAGAGUGAAAGCUGCAAGCGUGCGGAAAGAUUCAGUGAAAUUUAUCUUUCAGAAGAUGCGCAUGAACUUUCGGAAGAACAGAAAAUUCAAUUUUCUGCUCUUAUCGAAGAAUUUAGUGAUAUCAUAGCUGAGGAGAAUGGCGAACUUGGAUUGACGGACUUCAUAGAGUACAAGAUUGAUACUGGCAACGCUGCGCCUAUCAAACAACCGCCCCGUCGUCUACCACCAUUUAAGAGAGANCCCAUAACAACUACAAAGGAACAGUCGGCCGCGCAAAGACAAUCAAAAGCGGCGAAAAAGUCUUUAUUUCCAAGUCAAACUGUUGAAGGUACCACAGUGCUUCUUGUAACCCCGAUUUCAACUCCACUGUUGCCUCCUUUAUCGUCUCAACUGCCCACUGUAGCGUUGAGUUCUGAGACUUCGAUCGCCGCCCCGAUCCCACACGAUCCACGUCACCAUGCUGUUAUAAGCCCGCCAACUCAAGAUAAUACUGCAACUGCUUCCCGUAAAAAUAAAGAAACCGCAAAUAAUCAGGAUCAGGAACCGUCUGUCGAGGUACGUCUCAACUAUCCUGGGUGUGAUAAAAACUACAACAAUAUAUUGAAAGAAGACCUUGRGCCUCUUGGGAAAGCACUUGCAAGAAAAGUUUCUUAUGAUAAGAUUGCAACAGCCAUUUUCAGGUCACAAAAGUUGAAAUACUKGGUCAUCAAGAAAAUCCUCACUAAUGUAACAAAGGAGUGCAUUGGACUGUGCUCAUUAAAGGAACCAUCUAUAUUGAGGUCUAAAGAGCCAGAUGAAAUGAAGAACUUUACUUUGUCCAAAGUAAAUGACGAGUUCAAAACACGAGCACCAUUGUUCUACUCCUUCCUUCUUAGCUGUGCCACAUCAGGCAAUAAAGAUGAGCCCAUGCCUAGUGUUGCUGUAGCAGGAUCUGUCUUAUUGAGGCAACGAAAUGUUUUUAUGAAUGCUACUCAAUCAUUAAUAUCUUUGAUGGUAAAGCAAAAUGGUGUUCAGAAACUUCUCAACCGCUUCAACUCAAUGAAGCUAUCACUAUCACCAAAAUCUACAUUGAAGAGAUUGGAUACCUAUGGGUUAAAGUUUGAAGAAGAAGUUAACAAAAUAAAAGGCAAAACGUCUGUAAAUCAGCCUAGCACAACAACAGAUAUACAUGCUUCAGCUUCCAGAAGUGAGGAAGUUCCAGACUGCCACAACAGCUACAAGAUUGUUCUUGAUAAUAUUGACCUUAAGAUUCUUGCAAGAGAUAUGACAUCUGAAAGACAAAACAAGGACAUACACUGGUGUAACCACAUGGCAGUAAAAAAUAGAGUGGUAGAUCAACAAAAUAACAAGAUUCAGACCGACCUUCUGGAACUUGACAAUUCCAAGAUUCUACCUGAAGCAAGGGAMAACCAACUACUAAGAGGAGAUUAUAUACAACUUGUUGCUCGCAUACUUGUUGAACACCUUCCUUGCUUUAAAUUCUUAGAAAAAGUGUGUCCUAAACACAUCCCACACCACUACAGCAAGGAAAUGGCCACAUCAUGA